Molecule: messenger RNA, 275 nt
Organism: Myzus persicae (green peach aphid)
Lineage: Eukaryota; Metazoa; Arthropoda; Insecta; Hemiptera; Aphididae
Product: THAP domain-containing protein 2-like
Exons: 2
Coding region: 12-275 (87 amino acids)
Molecular function (GO): sequence-specific DNA binding
Source: RefSeq, a predicted model, not a curated record
UUAUUUUAAUUAUGCCUUACAAAUGUUGUGCCUAUGGUUGCAAUAAUCGAGAUGGUCUUGGAAAAAACAUAAAGUUAUUCCGAUUUCCUGAUGACGACAAUAGGAAAAAAGAAUGGUUGGAUCUUGUUCAAAGAGAAAAUUUCACAGUGACCAAAUCAAGUAGACUCUGUAGUGCCCAUUUUAGAUCGUCAGAAUUUGUUGAAGCUCCCGGAAAAUUAAUAUUAAAAGAUAUAUAUAUAGAAUUAUAUAUCUGUGACUGCCUACGACCCUCAUAA